UUGCAGUCUCAGAUGAUGGUGGUGGCUACAUUUUCUGCUCCUCAAACUCCUUCGGAGCUCACUGAAUCAAGCACCAAUCAUGAAGAAAACCCGAAUUCGAAUACAAUUAGAGGGUCUUUCAUCAAAGACAAUGACUUCGUUGUUAAAAAGAAACCCAGAGGUAGACAGGUUCCUUCGCGGUAUUUGUCUCCAUCUCCAUCGCCUUCUUCAACAACGGCAGCUAAGAUUCCGGCGAGAUUCCCUUCAACUCUUAUUUCCCGUUCCACUAAUACAACGGCUGCGGCGUGGGCGGCGGACAAGAAUACAAAGAUGGUUCCCUCUCGCCUCUUAAAAUUGUCUCAAUCAGUGGACCGGAGGCGGCCUGGAGGUCAAGUGUUGCAAGGGAACAAUGUUGAUUCGGCGGAAUUGUCAGCUGCUACCAAGAUGUUAAUCACUUCAACGAGGAGUUUAUCCGUUUCGUUUCAAGGUGAGGCCUUUUCGCUUCCGAUUAGUAAGACCAAGUUCCAAGGUGGUUCUACUUUGAGUAAGAAAGCAUCUCCCGAGAGGCGUAGAGCUACUUCGGUGAGAGAUCACCGGGAGAACUCGAAACCCGUGGAUCAGCACCGCUGGCCUGAGAGAACCCGGCAAGGGAAUUCGGGUUCGAAUCCAUUGUCUAGGAGUUUGGAUUAUUUUGGUGAAAGGAAUUUGCUUGGUGGAUCUGGUGCAGUGCUGGUUAAGUCAUUGCAGCAGUCAUUGAUGCUUGAUGACAGUAGUAGGAGGAUAUCUUUUGAUGCCAAUUGUGUAAACGAGGCUUCUUGUGCAUCUUGUGAUCUCACUGCCUCUGAUUCGGACAGUGUGUCUUCUGGGAGCACUAAUUCUGGAAUGCAGGAAUGUGGAGGAAAUGGGAUUUCCAAAGGGAGGAGUGGUUCCGGUAGUGUUCUCGCAUCUGCGAGGUUUUGGCAGGAAACGAACAGUCGGUUAAGGCGGUUGCAGGAUCCAGGUUCACCUUUGUCUACGAUCCCCGGGGGUAGAAUUGGAGCUAUGCCUUCUCCGAGGACAAUGGCUUCUCCUAUUAGGGGAGGCACAAGGCCUGGUUCUCCUAGCAAGAUUUGGACAUCUUCGGCUUCCUCCCCGUCGAGGGGGUUAAGCCCUACUCGGGUGAGAAACGCAGUCGGUGGUCAGAUGAUUGGUGGUUCUGUUAAUACCCCUUCGAUUCUUAGCUUUUCGGUUGAUAUUCGUAGAGGAAAGGUAGGGGAGGAUCGAAUUGUCGAUGCACACAUGUUGAGGCUUCUUUAUAACCGUUACUUGCAAUGGAGAUUUGCAAAUGCAAGGGCAGAGGCUGUUUUUAUGGUGCAGGAACUGCAUGCCGAGAAAGAUCUGUGCAAUGCAUGGGUUACAACAUCGGAAUUGCAGUAUUCCGCUACUCUCAAGAGAAUCAAGUUGCUAUUGGUGAGGCAAAAAUUGAAAUUGACUUCCAUCCUGAAGGGACAAAUAUCUCAUUUGGAACCAUGGGUACUCCUCGACGGAGACCACACCAGUUCUUUGCUAGGAGCAACUGAAGCUUUAAAGGCCAGUACUCUUCGUCUUCCAAUUGUCGGACAAGCCAUAGUAGAUAUCCAGAAUCUGAAGGACGCUGUUAGUUCAGCUGUCGACGUGAUGCACGCAAUGGCGUCCUCGAUAUGCUCACUGUCAUCAAAGGUGGAGGAAAUGAAUUCUUCGGUCAAUGAACUUAUGAGUGUGGCUGCAAACGAAAGGGUUUUGCUCGAACAAUGUAAUGAUCAUUUAUCCAUGAUAGCUGCCAUUCAGGUUACCGACUGUAGCUUGAGGUCGCAUAUACUACAACGGAAUCGUGUAUCCGCUACCGGCUGCCUGGCAACGCGUGUGUAGAACUGAUCUUUCUUCGACUAUUCACCCUAAAUGCUAACAAACAUUACCAUCCAAGUUCGUGUUUUUCCGAUGGGCGGAGGCGACACUGGACAAAUAUACAAGCGGAUUGAAUAUAGCUAAGGUAAAGAAAGCAUUGGCUUUGGAUCCAAUUUUUU
Molecule: messenger RNA, 2021 nt
Organism: Hibiscus syriacus
Lineage: Eukaryota; Viridiplantae; Streptophyta; Magnoliopsida; Malvales; Malvaceae
Product: QWRF motif-containing protein 2-like
Exons: 8
Coding region: 13-1866 (617 amino acids)
Biological process (GO): centrosome cycle; spindle assembly
Cellular component (GO): centrosome; nuclear microtubule; cytoplasm
Molecular function (GO): microtubule binding
Source: RefSeq, a predicted model, not a curated record